Messenger RNA from Westerdykella ornata, 1541 nucleotides. Its product is annotated as release factor. Gene Ontology annotation, biological process: translational termination. Bases 99 to 1352 code for a protein of 417 amino acids. The transcript is spliced from 3 exons. The record is from RefSeq and is a predicted model, not a curated record. Lineage: Eukaryota; Fungi; Ascomycota; Dothideomycetes; Pleosporales; Sporormiaceae. Gene Ontology annotation, molecular function: translation release factor activity.
CUUGUCACGUGGGGGAAUGACGCGCCAAGCCGAGGUCCAUUUCCGUGGUCGCGUCCGAGGUCGGAAAACUUUCAUGACGGUUUCUCAACAUUCCGAGAAUGACAACCGCGCCAUGGAUAUGCCGCACUUGUCUCUCACGCUUUGUUAGGCCAUUGGCAAGAAGCAAUGCUCGCUUUCAGAGCACCCGAUCCUCAAAGGAGACGAUCCCAGCGGGACUCCUUGCACGUGCCCGUAAUAUCGCCAUUGAGCAUAAACAAUUGACAGAGAAGCUUGCAAAUGGCUUUGAUGCGCGUGCGGCGAAGAAAAUUGGCGAAUACAGUCCCAUCGUGGAAGCGUUGAAAGCAUGGGAAAAGGCAAAUGAGUCUGUUGGGGAGCUAACCUCACUUAUCCAUGACCCUGAAACCGAUGCUGAGCUGCGUGAGCUUGCUGCGGAAGACCUAAGUGCAACACGAGCGACCCUCGCGGAUGCGUCUCAGUCUCUCACUACAUCGCUUGUGCCGGUGCAUCCUUUCGCACAUCUACCGUGCUUGAUCGAGAUACGCCCUGGAGCUGGCGGUUCGGAAGCCGCGAUUUUCGCCGGAGACCUCUUGCGCAUGUAUCAGGCGUUUUGCAACCGCAAAGGACUACGAACGAUGCUGCUGAAGUAUGAAAAUAUAAACGGAGGGCAGGAAGCCGGAAUACCAUUAUCAGAAGCCAUUCUCGAAGUUGGCACGGAGAACGCUUAUGGUAUGUUCCGGUGUGAGGCAGGCGUCCAUCGGGUACAGCGGGUGCCUGUAACCGAGUCCAAAGGACGGACACACACAAGUGCGGCUUCUGUGCUUGUCCUUCCAAGUAUAGAGGAGAACACGCUCGGUGAAGAGGACGUGGAUGAUCCGGAGAGCGACUACUAUAUCGACCCGAAGGAAGUGAAGACGGAGGUUAUGAGGGCGCGGGGCGCUGGAGGACAGCAUGUGAACACUACGGAGUCUGCAGUGCGUCUGACACACAUACCCACGAACAUCGUGGUCUCCAUUCAGGAUUCCAGAUCACAGCCCAAAAACAAGGAGAAGGCGUGGCGCUUGCUACGGUCUCGUGUGGCGCAGCUCCGGAGAGAGAAGAGGGAGGAGGAAUUGGCAGCCAUGAAACGCAGCGUGGUGGGGGUGGCGAAGAUGGGUCGCGGCGACAAAGUUAGGACCUACAACUGGGGUCAGCAAAGGGUGACGGAUCAUAGGAGUGGCACCACGGUCCACGAUCUGAACGACGUUAUGGACGGUGGUCAGACCCUCGAGAAAGUCAUGGAGAGCGUGCGCAACUGGCUCAUGGAGCGCGAUGUCGAAGCCCUCCUCGCCGAGGAGUCGUCGAGCAAGACGUGACGGGAACAUCCCCCUUCCAACAAUUCGGACGAACGCGUGGAGCACGGGAGUGACGCUACUAGUCUAAAUUCUGUCAUGAAAAUUCAAUGCUACGCCCGGCUAGUUUCCCUCGCGAAAGGAUUACACCGAGCACUGUUCCUCCUUUCACCCGCGUCUAUACAGUGGACUGACUGAUUUUCUACUCCGCUG